UUUGAGUAAUUAAAUUAAAACUUACAUUUGUGUCUUUCUGGGCUAUUAAGAUUCUCCAAUGCGUUGAUGGAAAUCUUCAGAUCUGUCUGUCAUGUUCUGACACAAUGAGAAGCAUUAGAUCUUGCCCAACUGCUUCAAAAUGUUUAAUUGUUCUUAUUCACAUGCUCUUUCUGCUGGUUAGCUCAAAUACUGCAAAUGGAGAAAAUUUUGACUCUUUCUUACAGCUCCCACAAUCCGGGUCGACCAGAACCCGACCCAAAUCCAAGAGGGUUCUUUUUGUUGGUGAUUUUGGUGCAAAAGGAGAUGGCAUCACUGAUGACUCUAAGGCUUUCAAAAAUGCUUGGGAGAUAGCUUGUUCAUUGCCCAUGCGUAUGAGAAUUGUAAUUCCUGUUGGAAGCACUUACCUUGUCCACCCUCUCGAUAUUGCUGGACCGUGUAGAUCAAAGGUUACUUUAAUGAUCUCUGGUAACAUUGUUGCUCCCAAAGAUCCGGAUGCUUGGAUUGGUUUGAAUCCACGUAAGUGGCUUUAUUUCCAUGGAGUGAACCACCUUACCCUAGAAGGGGGAGGGAGAAUCAAUGGGAUGGGACAGGAGUGGUGGGCUCGGUCUUGCAAGACCAACUCAACAAAUCCAUGUCGACAUGCUCCAACGGCAGUUACAUUCCAUAGGUGUAAGAAUUUGAAGGUCAAGGAUCUUAUGAUUGUCAAUAGUCAACAAAUGCACAUGGCAUUCACUAACUGUAUGCGGGUAGUGGCAUCCAAUCUCAGGGUGAUGGCCCCUGCUGUUAGUCCCAAUACUGAUGGAAUCCACAUUAGUGCAUCAAGGGGCGUUGAAGUCAAAAACAGCAUAAUAAGAACAGGAGAUGACUGCAUUUCAAUAGUCAGCAACUCUUCACGAAUCCGGAUUAUAAAUAUUGCUUGUGGCCCUGGUCAUGGCAUAAGCAUUGGAAGCUUGGGAAAGUCAAACUCUUGGUCACACGUGCAUGAUGUAUUGGUUGAUGUAGCAUUAUUGUCUAACACGGACAAUGGAGUGAGGAUCAAAACAUGGCAGGGAGGUAGUGGUUUUGCCUCUAACAUUGCAUUCCGGAAUGUGUUGAUGGACAAUGUGUCAAAUCCGAUAAUAAUAGAUCAAUAUUAUUGCGACUCUUGGCUGCCAUGUCUAAAUCAGAGUUCAGCAGUAAAGGUGGAGAAUAUAUCCUUCGUGCACGUUAAAGGGACUUCUGCUACAGAAGAAGCAAUAAGUUUUGCUUGCAGUGAUGACUCUCCAUGUGAAGGAUUAUAUUUAGAAGAUAUUCAACUUCAAUCAUCCAUUGGGGGAAUUACAAGAUCUCUUUGCUGGGAAGCUCAGGGCUCAAGUUCAGGUUCAGUCGACCCACCUGCUUGCUUUUCGAGUUUUUUGAGUAGUGAAAACUUCAUGAAGCAGAAAGUCAAUCCACAGACCAUUCAUUCACAGAGGUUAGCCAAUCUGGACCAUGGAGGAAGGGCAACCCAAUAAAAUUUGUGGUAAAUAUAUACCUAUAUAGCUUAUAAAUUGGAUUUUAUUUUUAUUUUUUGGAAUCCUUCUUGUUCUUGAAGGCAUAUGGGAUCCUUGAAGCAUUUUUUCCUUGUACAUCCCACUAUAACAAAUGUGUUUGAAGAAAAGAGACCUUGAUGAUAUCCAUGCGUUGAAAUAAAUGGUACAUAUUUUGUAUAUAUAUUCCUCUUA
Prunus persica (peach) is the source of this 1703-nucleotide messenger RNA. Its product is annotated as probable polygalacturonase At1g80170. The coding region runs from base 105 to 1493 and encodes 462 amino acids. NCBI's taxonomy places the organism in Eukaryota, Viridiplantae, Streptophyta, Magnoliopsida, Rosales, Rosaceae. Gene Ontology annotation, molecular function: polygalacturonase activity. The transcript is spliced from 9 exons. The record is from RefSeq and is a predicted model, not a curated record. Gene Ontology annotation, biological process: carbohydrate metabolic process.